Molecule: messenger RNA, 3462 nt
Organism: Lolium rigidum
Lineage: Eukaryota; Viridiplantae; Streptophyta; Magnoliopsida; Poales; Poaceae
Product: villin-2-like
Exons: 23
Coding region: 75-3086 (1003 amino acids)
Biological process (GO): cytoskeleton organization; actin filament severing
Molecular function (GO): actin filament binding
Source: RefSeq, a predicted model, not a curated record
UUGUUGCAUAGUGGAGACCCGCUAGCUGCCAUUUCCUUUGCUUCAGAGGGAGCCCCUGCUAAAGUUGCUUCCAAAUGUCAACCGCCAAAGUGCUGGAUCCUGCUUUUCAGGGAGCUGGCCAAAAAGUUGGGACAGAAAUUUGGCGAAUUGAAGAUUUUAAGCCUGUUCAAUUGCCAAAAGCUGAUUACGGUAAAUUUUACUCUGGAGAUUCAUAUGUGAUUUUACAGACAACCUGUCCUAAGGGUGGUGCAUAUCUGUAUGACAUCCACUUCUGGAUUGGGAAAGACUCAAGCCAAGAUGAAGCUGGCACUGCAGCAAUCAAGACGGUCGAGCUCGACUCUAUACUUGGGGGGCGCGCAGUCCAGUAUAGGGAACUCCAAGGCUAUGAAUCUGACAAGUUCCUGUCAUACUUCAAACCUUGCAUUAUACCUAUGGAGGGUGGUUUUGCCUCUGGGUUCAAGACGCCUGAAGAGGACAAGUUUGAAACACGGUUAUAUAUCUGCAAAGGGAAGAGAGCUAUUAGAAUUAAGCAGGUCCCCUUUGCACGUUCAUCAUUAAACCAUGAUGAUGUAUUCAUCUUAGAUACUGAAAAGAAAAUUUAUCAAUUCAAUGGCGCUAACUCCAAUAUCCAAGAAAGGGCUAAAUCAUUGGAAGUGAUCCAACAUUUAAAGGAGAAGUACCAUGGGGGUGUGUGUGAUGUGGCAAUUGUUGAUGAUGGAAAACUACAAGCAGAAUCUGACUCUGGUGAAUUUUGGGUUCUUUUUGGAGGUUUUGCACCAAUUGGCAAAAAAAUUGUUAGUGAUGAUGAUGUUGUACUUGAAACAACAGCACCCAAGCUCUACAGUAUAAAUGAUGGUCAAUUAAAGUUGGAAGAUAUUACUCUUACAAAAGCAGUCCUUGAGAACACAAGAUGUUUCUUACUUGACUGUGGGGCUGAAAUGUUUGUAUGGGUUGGUCGGGUAACACAGCUGGAGGAUAGGAAAGCUGCCACUAAAGCAGUUGAGGAAUUCAUCAUUAGUCAGAAAAGGCCAAAGACAACAAGAGUGACUCAAGUGAUUCAAGGUUAUGAGAGUCAUGCAUUCAAGUCAAAAUUUGAAUCAUGGCCAGCUGGCAAUGUAGCAGCGAGCACAGGUGCUGAGGAUGGGCGGGGAAAAGUUGCAGCUUUACUGAAGCAACAAGGUGUGGAUGUAAAGGGAGCUGCAAAAAGCAGCACUCCAGUAAACGAGGAAGUUCCUCCUUUGCUUGAAGGAGGUGGAAAACUUGAGGUCUGGUGCGUUGAUGGAAAUGCUAAGACCCCGCUGCCAAAAGAGGACAGUGGAAAAUUUUACAGUGGAGACUGUUAUAUCAUUCUUUAUACAUAUCAUUCGGGCGACAAGAAAGAAGAAUAUUAUCUCAACUACUGGAUUGGGAAGGAUAGCACGGCGGAUGAUAAACUGGUGGCAGCUGAAUUAGCCAACACGAUGUGGAAUUCACUGAAAGGAAGGCCUGUUAUGGGCCGUAUUUAUCAAGGGAAGGAACCACCACAGUUUGUUGCUCUUUUCCAACCCAUGGUUAUCUUGAAGGGUGGAAUCAGUUCUGGAUACAAGACGAUCGCAGACGAAAAGGGUGUGGGCAGUGGGACUUACUCUGCUGAAGGCAUAGCUCUAUUUCGAAUAUCUGGAACCGCAAUCCACAGCAAUAAGACGCUUCAAGUUGAUUCGCUAGCUACAUCUUUAAGCUCAACAGAUUGUUUUGUAUUGCAAUCUGGAAAUGCUAUGUUUACAUGGCAUGGUAAUUCUAGCACUUAUGAGCAACAGCAGUGGGCUGCAAAAGUUGCUGAAUUCUUAAAGCCUGGUGUAGCAGCGAAACAUUGCAAGGAGGGAACAGAGAGUUCCGCUUUCUGGUUUGCUCUUGAUGGAAAACAGAGCUAUACAAACAAAAGUACCGCACAAGAUGCUAUUGUUAGAGAGCCUCAUUUGUAUGCCUUCUCACUUAGGAAAGGGAGACUGGAGGUUACUGAGAUCUUCAACUUCUCUCAAGAUGACAUGUUGACUGAAGACAUGAUGAUUCUUGAUACGCACGGUGAAGUCUUUAUUUGGAUUGGUCAGUGUGUGGAAUCAAAAGAGAAACUUAAAGCAUUCGAUAUUGGCCAGAAAUACAUAGAGCACGCGAUGUCUAUUGAAGAUCUUUCUCCAUAUGUACCGCUUUAUAAAGUCUCUGAAGGAAACGAGCCGUGCUUCUUCAAGACAUACUUCUCUUGGGACAACACAAAAUCUGUGGUUCAUGGAAAUUCGUUCCAAAAGAAACUUUCACUUCUUUUUGGAUUACGCUCGGAGGGCACAUCAAGGAGCUCUGGUAAUGGUGGACCCACUCAAAGGGCGUCUGCAUUAGCAGCUCUAUCAUCUGCAUUUAAUCCAUCUUCGCAGCAGAAGCAGGCUAAUGAUCGGCGUGCAAGCUCGGGUGAUUCUGGACCCACACAGCGUGCCUCAGCGUUAGCUGCCUUAUCCAAUGCAUUUAAUCCAUCCUCAAAAACAAAAACUCCACUCCCUUCUCGUUCAGGUCAAGGUUCACAAAGAGCAGCUGCGGUUGCUGCACUGUCCUCUGUUCUGACUGCUGAGCAGUCUGGAUCAUCUGACAAUCUACGAGCUAGCAAGACAAGCACAACGGCGCCCACAACAACGCCCACAACAGCGCCCACAAUAGCGCCCACAACAGCGGAAAAGACUGAUGCUGAGGUUGUCGUAAUAACUCCAUCUGAGGCAUCUCCUCGCUCUGAAGCUGGGGAGUCUUCGGAAUUUCAGUCAGAGAAAGAUGCUGUAGUAGAAGAGAAAGAUGCUGUAGUAGAAGAGGUGCCAUCCGAGGGAGAUGGAGCAGAGCCUGCGACAGCACAGGAACAAACGACCGAGCAUGUUGGUGAAGCAACAUUUAGCUAUGACCGCUUGAUAUCUAAAUCUACCAAUCCAAUUCGUGGGAUAGACUACAAACGCAGAGAGGCAUACUUAUCGGAGAGUGAAUUCCAGACUGUUUUUGGUAUCUCCAAGGACGCAUUCUACAAACAGCCAGGAUGGAAGCAAGAGUUGCAGAAACGGAAAACUGAUCUCUUCUGAAUAAACUACUGUUUAUGGUUCUCCUGCAGAAUGAGAUCAAUCAUAUGUGGUUGUUUUUAUCUCUCAUGAUUGAUUGCCAAGAUCGUGAGUACGUCUGCCCCCAUUGUUGGUCAUUUUGUGUGGACAGCUACCGGGUCAGUUGGUUUUGCGAUUUUUGUAGGCCAUUCUUUCAUUUGUACAUGGACUGUGUUGUGCUUUCCAUUGGUCCUAAUAUGCUCUAUCUUGUUUUGUGAUUGUGCAUAUGUGUAUAUUAUCUUUGGGUUGUUUGGUUUGUUUACGAAUACAUAUGGGCUUAACUCUAGGUUUUGGAAGGUCAUUUUGUACUGUACCUCGGACAUUUGUGUUGCCUAUAUAUUUAGUUGUGCUGUUGAAGAUU